UUUCACCUUUCUUCUGGUUCAAUCCAAGAAAAGGAAAGGAUUUCAAAGUAAACACUGAAAUGAGAAAGAAUUCACUGGGAGUCGAGUUCAUCAAACUAAGUUAAAAUACCUAAACCAUCCUGACAGGUGCCUGGCCCAGAGAAGGAGCAUAUAUUUCCUCAUCAUGCUACAACAUUUCAUAAUUUUUUUUCUUGGCUUGGUUGUACAAAAUUUCUGCUCCCCAGCUGAAACUACAAGGCAGGCAAAAAGAUGCGAUAAGAAGUCUCUUCUAACAAUUAGGACCCAGUGCCGAUCCUGCUCGCUCAACUUUGAAGUCAAGUGCCCAGACGGUUACACCAAGAUUACCAAUGGCUCUGUAGGGGUUCGAGAUUGCAGGUACACCUUUGAGGUCAGGACAUAUUCUCUGUCUCUCCCCGGAUGCCGCCAUAUUUGUAGGAAGGAAUAUCUCCAACCUCAAUGUUGCCCAGGCCACUGGGGUCCAGACUGCAUGGAGUGCCCAGGAGGAGCGGGGUCCCCCUGCAACGGCAGGGGCAGUUGUGCUGAAGGCAUGGAAGGAAACGGAACCUGUUCCUGCCAAGAAGGGUUUGGUGGAACAGCCUGUGAAACCUGUGCUGACGACAACUUAUUCGGAUCCAGCUGUUCCUCAGUGUGCAACUGUGUGCAUGGGGUGUGCAACAGUGGAGUAGAUGGUGAUGGAACCUGUGAGUGCUACUCUGCAUACACUGGCCCCAACUGUGACAAGCCCAUCAAUCCAUGUUUACAAAAAAUCUGCCACCCUCACGCUCAUUGCACGUACCUGGGACCAAACCGGCACAGUUGUACAUGCCAAGAAGGCUACCGCGGGGAUGGCCAAGUGUGCUUGCCGGUGGACCCCUGCCAAGCUAACUUCGGAAACUGCCCUAUGAAGUCAACGGUGUGCAAGUACGAUGGGCCUGGACAGUCUCACUGUGAGUGUAAGGAUCACUACCACAAUUUCGUACCUGGAGUGGGGUGCAGUUUAACCAAUAUCUGUGAAUCAAAUAACCCGUGUCACAGGAACGCAAACUGUACCACCAUCGCACCAGGACAAACCGAAUGCACUUGCCAGAAAGGUUAUGUGGGCGAUGGCUCAACAUGUUAUGGGAACAUCAUGGAGCGACUCAGAGAAUUAAACACUGAACCCGGAGGACAAUGGCAAGGGAGGCUGACCUCUUUCAUCUCGCUCCUGGACAAAGCUUAUGCCUGGCCACUAAGUAACCUGGGACCAUUCACGGUGCUGUUGCCCACAGACAAGGGAUUGAAAGGAUUUGAUGUAAAUGAGCUUUUGAUGGAUAACAAAGCUGCUCAAUACUUUGUGAAACUCCACAUAAUUGCGGGGCAGAUGAACAUCGAGCGUAUGAAUAACACAGACACCUUCUACACCUUGACUGGAAAGUCCGGGGAAAUCUUCAACAAUGAUAAGGAUAAUCAACUAAAGCUUAAACUCUAUGGAGGCAACAAGAUGGUAAAAAUUAUGCAGGGGGACAUAAUUGCUUCCAAUGGGCUCCUGCACAUCCUGGACAGAGCCAUGGACAAGAUAGCGCCCACGUUUGAGAGCAACACUGAGCAAACUGUCAUGACAAUGCUACAACCAAGAUACAACAAGUUCAGAUCUUUGUUAGAGGAAACCAAUGUGGGACAUGCCUUAGAUGAGGAUGGAGUUGGUGGACCAUACACCAUUUUUGUUCCAAGUAAUGAAGCAUUGAAUAACAUGGACAGCACUCUCGAUUACCUCCUUUCUCCAGAGGGAUCUCGGAAGCUCCUGGAACUUGUCAGAUACCACAUUGUCCCAUUUACCCAGCUUGAAGUGGCCACUCUCAUCUCAACCCCUCGCGUUCGGAGCAUGGCCAACCAGGUCAUACAGUUCAACACCACUGACAACGGACAGCUUCUGGCAAAUGGCGUGGCCAUGGAGGAAAUUGAGGUUGCUGCCAAAAAUGGCCGAAUCUACACACUGGCCGGAGUUCUCAUUCCCCCGUCCAUUGUGCCAAUUCUGCCCCAUCGGUGUGAUGAAACAAAGAGAGAAAUGAAACUGGGCACCUGCGUGAGCUGUUCCCUGGUGCACUGGAGCAAAUGUCCUGCUAACUCGGAGCCCACAGCACUCUUCACACACAGAUGUGUCUACAGGAAAAGGAGCCUAAAGAGUGGCUGUGCCCGGUACUGUAAUGCCACCAUGAAGAUACCAAAGUGCUGCAAAGGUUUCUAUGGGCCCGACUGCAGCCAGUGUCCAGGAGGCUUCUCGAAUCCAUGCUCGGGAAAUGGGCAGUGCGCAGACAGCCUCGGUGGCAAUGGGACGUGCAUUUGCAAGGAUGGCUUCCAAGGCUCCCAGUGUCAGUUCUGCUCCGAUCCCAAUAAAUAUGGACCUCAGUGUGACAAAAAAUGUCUGUGUGUUCACGGAACAUGUGAUAACAGGAUAGACAGCGACGGGGCCUGCCUCACCGGCACAUGCAGAGACGGCUCCGCCGGGAGACUCUGUGACAAGCAGACCUCAGCCUGUGGGCCCUACGUUCAGUUCUGUCACAUCCAUGCCACCUGUGCAUACAGCAAUGGGACAGCCAGCUGCAUUUGCAAAGCAGGCUAUGAAGGAGAUGGAACUGUGUGUUCUGAGAUGGGUCCUUGCUCAGGAUUAACCCCAGGAGGCUGUAGCCGCAAUGCAGCGUGCAUCAAGACUGGCGCGGGCACCCACACCUGCGUGUGUCAGCAGGGGUGGACAGGGAACGGGAGGGACUGCGUGGAGAUCAACAACUGCCUGCUGCCCGGCGCAGGCGGCUGCCACGACAACGCGACCUGUUUGUACGUAGGCCCCGGGCAGAAUGAGUGUGAGUGCAAGAAAGGAUUUCGAGGAAAUGGGAUUGACUGUGAACCAAUAACUACAUGUCUGGAACAAACUGGAAAAUGUCAUCCAUUGGCAAGCUGUCAGUUUACUUCUGGUGUCUGGAGCUGUGUUUGUCAAGAGGGCUACGAAGGAGAUGGCCUCCUGUGCUAUGGAAAUGCAGCAGUGGUGCUGCUCCCCCGAAGAGGUCUAACUGGCUCCUUACCAAACCUGCUCACCCGGCUGGAGCAGAUGCCCGACUACUCCAUCUUCCGCGGCUACAUCAUUCAAUAUAACCUGGCGAAUGCCAUCGAGGCAGCCGAUGCUUACACAGUGUUUGCUCCGAACAAUGAUGCCGUCGAGAAUUACAUCAGGGAGAAGAAGGUCGCAACUCUAGAUGCUUCUCUGCAACCCACACUGUCAGUCGCCUCAAACCUCACGGUCCUCGUGCCUUCCCAACAAGCUACUGAGGACAUGGACCAAGACGAGAAAACCUUUUGGUUGUCACAGAGCAAUAUUCCAGCCCUGAUAAAGUACCAUACACUACUAGGCACAUACAGAGUGGCAGAUCUGCAGACCCUAUCAUCUUCUGACAUGCUGGCGACAUCUUUGCAAGGCAACUUCCUUCACCUGGCAAAGGUGGACGGGAAUAUCACAAUCGAAGGUGCGUCCAUCGUGGACGGUGACAACGCAGCCACAAAUGGAGUGAUACACGUCAUCGACAAGGAGGAGGACGUGCUCCGGUACCACGUGGUCCUGCGGGAGACACUCCUCAAGAACGACCUGCACAACGGCAUGCACCGGGAGACCAUGCUGGGUUUCUCCUACCGCCUGGGCUUCUUUCUCCGCAGUGGGCAGCUCUAUGUAAAUGAGGCUCCAGUAAACUACACCAACAUAGCCACUGACAAGGGAGUGAUCCAUGGCUUGGGGAAAGUUCUGGAAAUUCAGAAGAAUAGAUGUGAUAAUAAUGACACCACUAUCAUACGAGGAAAAUGUGGCAAGUGUCCCCAGCAGCCGAUCUGCCCAUUUGGAACUAAACCACUAGGUGAUGAGAUGAGGAAAUGCAUCUAUACCUUUUAUUUCAUGGGAAAACGAUCCGUAGCCAUUGGGUGCCAGCCAAAAUGUGUGAGAACUGUCAUUACAAGGGAGUGCUGUGCUGGUUUCUUUGGGCCUCAGUGCCAGCCCUGCCCAGGGAAAGCCCAGAACUCCUGCUUCGGUAACGGCAUCUGCUUGGAUGGCAUAAAUGGCACGGGCGUGUGUGAGUGUGGGGUGGGCUUCAGUGGCACCGCCUGUGAGACCUGCGCCGAGGGCAAGUACGGCAUCCACUGCGACCAAGUGUGUCCUUGCGUCCAUGGGAGAUGCAACCAGGGACCCUCGGGUGACGGCUCCUGUGAAUGUGACGUUGGCUGGCGCGGAGUGAAAUGUGACAGUGCGAUCACAAAAGACAACUGCAAUGGGACGUGCCACACCAGCGCCAACUGCCUUCUCGAUCCAGAUGGCACAGCCUCGUGCAAAUGCGCGGCAGGAUUCCGAGGGAACGGGACAGUCUGCACAGCAAUCAACGCCUGCGAGAUCAGCAACGGAGGGUGCUCUGCCAAGGCUGACUGUAAAAGAACCACCCCGGGAAGGCGGACCUGUGUGUGCAGGGCGGGCUACACGGGCGACGGCAUCGUGUGCCUGGAAAUCAACCCAUGUUUGGAGAACCACGGUGGCUGUGACAGGAACGCAGAGUGCACGCAAACGGGACCCAACCAGGCCGUGUGUAACUGUCUGCCGACGUACACCGGAGAUGGGAAGGUCUGCAGCCUCAUAAAUGUCUGCUUAAUCAAAAACGGUGGCUGUAGUGAAUUUGCCAUCUGCAAUCACACUGGACGAGAAAGGACUUGUACUUGCAAGCCAAACUACAUUGGAGAUGGAUUUACCUGCCGUGGCAGCAUCUAUCAGGAGCUUCCUAAGGACCCGAAAACCUCCCAGUAUUUCUUCCAGUUGCAGGAGCAUUUCCUGAAAGACCUGGCCGGCCCAGGCCCCUUCACGGUUUUCACACCUUCAUCUGCAGCCUUUGAUGAGGAAGCCCAGAUUAAGGACUGGGACAAACAGGGCCUGAUUCCCCAGAUUCUUCGGUACCAUGUGAUCGCCUGCCACCAGCUGCUUCUGGAAAACCUGAAAAUGACCCCAAAUGCUACUUCCCUCCAAGGGGAGCCGAUUGUCAUCUCUGUCUCUCAGGGUACAGUGUAUAUAAAUAAUAAGGCUAAGAUCAUAUCCAGUGAUAUCAUCAGUACUAAUGGAAUCAUCCAUAUCAUAGACAGAUUGCUGUCUCCCAAACACUUGCUUAUCACUCCCAAAGACACUUCUGGAAGGAUUUUGCAAAAUCUUACGACAGUGGCAAUAAACCAUGGCUACACCAAAUUUAGCAACUUAAUACAGGACUCAGGCCUGCUGAGCAUGAUCACGGACCCCAUCCACACCCCGGUCACUCUCUUCUGGCCCACGGACCAAGCCCUCCAAGCCCUCCCCUCUGAACAACAGGAUUUCCUGUUCAACCAGGACAACAAGGACAAGCUGAGGGAGUAUUUGAAAUUCCAUGUGAUCCGAGAUUCUAAGGUUUUAGCCGUGGACCUUCCCAGAUCUGCCUGGAAGACACUGCAAGGAUCUGAGCUGAGUGUGACGUGUGGAGCUGGCAGUGACAUUGGAGAGCUCUUUCUAAACGGCCAAACAUGCAGAAUUGUGCAGCGGGAGCUCUUGUUUGACCUGGGCGUGGCCUAUGGCAUUGACUGUCUGCUGAUUGAUCCCACCCUGGGCGGCCACUGUGACAUUUUCACUACUUUCGAUGUCUCGGGGGAUUGUGGGAGCUGUAUCAAUACUCCCAGCUGCCCAAGGUGGAGUAAACCAAAGGGUGUGAAGCAGAAGUGUCUCUACAACCUGCCCUUCAAGAGGAACCUGGAAGGCUGCCGGCAGCAGUGCAGCCUGGUGAUACAGCUCCCCAAGUGCUGCAAGGGCUACUUCGGGAGAGACUGUCAGGCCUGCCCUGGAGGACCGGAGACCCCGUGUAAUAACAGGGGUGUCUGCCUCGAUCACUACUCGGCCACCGGAGAGUGUAAAUGCAACACCGGCUUCAACGGGACAGCGUGCGAGCUGUGCUGGCCGGGGAGAUUCGGGCCUGACUGUCAGCCCUGUGGCUGCUCGGACCACGGACGGUGCGACGAUGGCAUCACAGGCUCCGGGCAGUGCCUCUGUGAAACGGGGUGGACAGGCCGCUUCUGUGACACCCAGGCAGCUCUGCCCCCCGUGUGCACACCUCCUUGUUCUGCUCAUGCCACCUGUAAGGAGAACAACACGUGUGAGUGUAACCUGAACUAUGAAGGUGACGGAAUCACGUGCACAGUUGUGGAUUUCUGCAGACAGAGCAACGGGGGCUGUGCGAAGGCUGCCAAGUGCUCACAGAAGGGCACGAAAGUGUCCUGCAGCUGCCAGAAGGGCUACAAAGGGGACGGCCACAGCUGCACAGAGAUAGACCCCUGCGCGGAUGGCCUCAAUGGGGGGUGUCACGAGCAUGCCACCUGCAAGAUGACAGGCCCGGGCAAGCACAAGUGCGAGUGUAAAAGUCACUACGUGGGGGACGGGCUGGACUGUGAGCCGGAGCAGCUGCCCAUCGACCGAUGCCUGCAGGACAACGGGCAGUGCCACGCGGAUGCUGACUGCGCUGACCUCCACUUCCAGGAUACCACCAUGGGGGUGUUCCAUCUACGCUCCCCACUGGGCCAGUACAAGCUGACCUUUGACAAAGCCAGAGAGGCCUGUGCCAACGAAGCUGCGACCAUGGCAACAUACAACCAGCUCUCCUAUGCCCAGAAGGCCAAGUACCACCUCUGUUCAGCAGGCUGGCUGGACAGCGGGCGGGUUGCCUACCCCACCGCCUUCGCCUCCCAGAACUGUGGCUCGGGUGUUGUCGGGAUAGUGGACUAUGGACCUAGACCCAACAAGAGUGAAAUGUGGGAUGUCUUCUGCUAUCGCAUGAAAGAUGUGAACUGCACCUGCAAGGUGGGCUACGUGGGAGAUGGCUUCUCGUGUAGCGGGAACCUGCUGCAGGUCCUGAUGUCCUUCCCCUCACUCACGGACUUCCUGAAGGACGUGCUGGCCUAUUCCAACAGCUCGGCCAGAGGCCGGGCGUUUCUGGAACACCUGACUGACCUGUCCAUCCGUGGCACCCUCUUUGCGCCACAGAACAGCGGGCUGGAGGGAAGUGAGACCCUGUCUGGGCGGGACAUCGAGCACCACCUCUCCAAUGUCAGCAUGUUUUCCUACAGCGACCUUGUCAACGGUACCACCCUGCAAACGAGGCUGGGAAGCCAGCUUCUCAUCACCUCCAGCCAGGACCCGCUCCAUCUGAAGGAGACCAGGUUUGUGGAUGGAAGAGCCAUUCUGCAGUGGGACAUCUUUGCCUCCAAUGGAAUCAUUCAUGUAAUUUCCAGGCCUUUAAAAGCACCCCCCGCCCCAGUGACUUCGACCCACCCUGGCCUGGUAAUAGGGAUGGUCCUUGCCGUCUUCCUGGUCACUGGAGCCAUUGCUUUUGCUGCUCGUUCUUACUUUCGGCUAAACCGGAGAACAAUUGGCUUCCAGCAUUUUGAGUCGGAAGAGGAUAUUGAUGUUCCAGCUCUUGGCAAGCAGCAGCCUGAGAACGUUUCGAACCCCAUGUACGAGAGCACAACCUCAGCUCCCUCAGAACCUUCCUAUGACCCCUUCGCGGACUGUGGUGAGCAGCAGCUCGAGAGCAGCGACCCCCUGGGGGCGCUGUGAGGGCCUGGACGUAGAAGUUGGCCGUCACCCACCGCCCUCAGGGCCCACAGAGCCUCCUCACCCAGACCGUCCACUGUGAAUUCUCAGCACCAGCUGCCUUUGGGGAAUGCAAGGUCCUCUGACGUUUUAAAGUGCAAAGCGCUCAAAAGCCGUACCUCAUCUCUUUGGUUAAUCUGGGAGUUCUGUUUCUGUGGGUGCGGGGUCAUGUUACUAUGUCCACCCAGGGGGACUUCUCCCUCCUCCGACCCUCCGCUGUUCUUCCUUUGCACCUUCGGGGGGCAACUUGCCACAUUCUGCCCUACACCAUGGGUAACUGUGAUCUUGUCUUCCUUCCCUGUUAGAUUGUAAGCUCCCGGAGGCAGGGCCUUGCCUCGUUUGUCUUUGUAUCUCAGCCCCUAGCCCAGUGCCUGGCACGGGAAAUGUGCUCAAUAAAUG
Propithecus coquereli (Coquerel's sifaka) is the source of this 8059-nucleotide messenger RNA. RefSeq names its product stabilin 2 (gene STAB2). NCBI's taxonomy places the organism in Eukaryota, Metazoa, Chordata, Mammalia, Primates, Indriidae. Bases 164 to 7624 code for a protein of 2486 amino acids. Gene Ontology annotation, biological process: cell adhesion. The record is from RefSeq and is a predicted model, not a curated record. The transcript has 67 exons. Gene Ontology annotation, molecular function: calcium ion binding; hyaluronic acid binding.